Penicillium chermesinum is the source of this 342-nucleotide messenger RNA. RefSeq lists its product as uncharacterized. Lineage: Eukaryota; Fungi; Ascomycota; Eurotiomycetes; Eurotiales; Aspergillaceae. The record is from RefSeq and is a predicted model, not a curated record. Bases 1 to 342 code for a protein of 113 amino acids. The transcript has a single exon.
AUGUCCCGCUUGCCGUCAGAAAGUCAACCGGCGGAGACUCCGUCGCCGUUUGCUUACUGCUGCCGAGACACCGGCGUCUCGCCCUACAAUACAAUAUUCGCAACCUUCCUCGGAUUUACUCUCACCUGCACAACGUAUUCUCUGUUCGAAAUGCGCCUGACCUGGCAGCAUUCCCGAUUUAGGACGUGCGACCGUUGUCGCCAGUGGAAACGUAAUUACCGCCGCUCACCACCGUGCAGGAAAGGCUCUCUUUUACAGUUUGCUGCGGCCACCCAAAAUGGCUUCUCUGCUCCCAGUGUACCUCGUCCUCGCCGGACAUUCCGCUCCUUGCCAGUUCAAUGA